This is a messenger RNA of Dibothriocephalus latus, 276 nucleotides long. The record is from the annotation of a GenBank genome assembly. NCBI's taxonomy places the organism in Eukaryota, Metazoa, Platyhelminthes, Cestoda, Diphyllobothriidea, Diphyllobothriidae.
GUGCUAACGCCGGAAGAGCUGGAACAGGUGAAGAACCAUACCUAUAACUUCGAUCACCCCAACGCUAUCGACCACGAACUCCUCAUUAAUCACCUCUCACGUCUGCGAGAGGGAAAGAGCAUUCAAGUGCCUGAGUACGAUUUCAAGACGCAUAGUCGAACAUCUAAGACGGCAUCCGGCCACUCCGAACAGGCCUGGUCUUUGAAGCCUCAGACAGUUAAUCCAAUCGUGUUUGUGAUCGGUGUUGAUAGUGUUGAUGUCUACUGGACAAGAUAA